AUGGAUUCAUUUGAAGCAUCACCUCGCGCAAAGGACGUGAUUUCUGCGCCGGGGAGUCUUGUUCGCCAGUUCGUUGGCAGAAGUGUGGCCAUCCCAGGUAGCAUGUUGGGGGAUGCUAGGUUUUGCAUGGAACUUUCAAGAAACCUAGCACGCCUAUCGGCCGAAGACGUGGAAGAAAUGAUGUCUAAAUCUUCCAAGGCUGGAAAAUCAAUUCCCGAAGAACGGGAUACUACUCACCCGGGUCUUGUCACUGAAGGGUUGAUGACUCAGCUGUUGGCUUUCGGUGAAGUUAAUGGGGAGCUUUCCUUUGCCAAGAACACGCGAGACGAGGUCAACUGGAGAAGUAGCAAGCUUCCUUGGAGAAGAUCUCCUCAUUGGCUUGUGCUGCGAGUUGCACUCCAGACAGUGCUUCAACGCGCUCUUCCUGAUGGAGACGGGUACAAGCAAUACAAAAACUUUAUGCUCUAUUUUUCAGCUGAGCUAGGUCAUCUCGCUACGCUUGUUCGACCUGUUGUUCCUGCGGAUGCUUUGGAAAUAAUACGUGCCAAGAUAUGUCGACGAAUCCUGAAGUUGAAGGAAGGAGCCUGCGAUUUCGUCCUGCAACACUCGCAGUCGGCGGAGACCAUCAUACGAGCUUCUUUAGAGGAUAUUCAGCAGGAAAUAAUCAGUGCAGGUGCGAUGCCAGUACCGAAAGGAUUUUCUUGCGCCCCAGAAGAUUUGCAGAUGUCGCUCAAGAAUUCCAGAGAAUACUUGAAUUCUGCUAUAUCCCGUGCUCCUGCUAAUACUGAACAAUCAUCUUUCGAUCGACGCUACGCAGCACGCAAUCAAAUGAAUAGGGCUGGGCUACCCACUUUAGAAAGUGGAGACCUUAUCUCCUUGGCAGAUUUUGAGUGCUGGGUGAAAGAUGCAAUGGAGACCAAUUCGUAUCUUCGCGACAGAGAGCCUUCAGAGCAUCUGUGCUGUUUGCUGGGAGACUUGCUUCAAACAUAUUCAGAGUUCGCAGUCGAAGCAUACAGUGACAGUCCAGAUGCGAUGUCCGCUGCAAUUGUCUGUAUAAUGGAGUUGUGGAUCUUUCUUGAUAAGAUGUGCAUUGUCAUCUGUCCACUCCUAGGAACUUAUUCACCUGAAAUACCUAGCAACAUUCUUGAAUCUUUGCUCUUACCACAGCGCUCUGAAAUGCGACGAGUCAAUAAUAUCGAGGCUUAUAUCCUUUCCAGAUACCAAGGACGGGUAGCCGGUGCCCCAAGCAUAUUUUCUGACCCCAACUCGCAAGGGUUUGCUGCUGCUUACUUUGACGAUUCUGGAAAACAUCACGGGCUACGCGAGCGUAUAGAGCAACAUGCGCGUGAUAGCACUGAGAGUAAGAGAACAGAGUGGCGGAACAAGUCUCAACAGCAUAAAGAACUUCUGUGUCGCGCUGAUCAAACUCCGCACCAGUGGGACGUUGAUUCGCGUGGCAAUGAAUAUCAUUCUAGAUCCUGCCAGCGCUGCUCCAUCGAGAAUCAUGCCGGGAAUCUCAGUAUUGAUGUUUACGAAUGGCCACUUCCAAGGUGUGAGGAGAUCCUCAAAACAGUUAUCUUCGAGUUGGAUUGCCCAAAAUGGUUUCUGAAGUGGCGCGAUAUCACUUGGAGACUGGUCCAUGACUUCGGUCGGGUACAAGUUGAAAAAGGACCCAACGUGCAGCAGAAUCUGCUCUUUUACAAAGAAACGAAACAAUUCUGCGUGAGCUGGGGCCAGCGCCUUACCCUGGGAUCAACAGCAAAGUCAUGGAAGAGGUCUCACUACAGUAGUCGUCAAUUCCCUGUAGCUUUUGAAGACAUAACGCCGCUAAAUGCGUUCCAGUUCCGGCUUCUCGACAGCGAAGACAACAGCUGGGUAGGAGACCAAGAAGAAUAUUCUUCGUUUAAACGUUGGUGUAUCUUUAAGCUCCCUCCGGGGCCGUACACUUGCCUGCAACACACAGUGGAUUCGUUCCUGCAUUCGGAGAACCAGAUCAUUGCGGAUCAGCAAACCUGUCCUUCUGAAUUGAGCUUGCAUGAAUUCGUCGCUUUUGGCUGUCUUCGAGCGGGGCCCAGAGUGCAAUGGUAUAACAUGGUUCGUGAACUAGCGUCACCUUCUCUCGCAAUGAAUGAGGAAGCGAUAUGCAUUUUGUUCCGGCAAGCAGCCUGGGAACUCAGCGGCCCAUGCCCUGGUUCAGAUCUCAGAGAGGCUCACGUAGCAUUUACACAGGAUGGCUUAGGUAUCCGGCUGUUGGAUUGCUUGAACCAAAAGCUCGGCUUUAUUGAGGCCAACUGGAACGAACAUCAUACUUUGCACACGCUGGUCGUUCUGGGCCUUCGCACCCUUAGUUUGUCGGACAUUUUCUCAACUGUUGAACGAGCGGUAGAGUUUUUGCGUCGAUGCCGAAAGACCGCUUUAAAAUGGUGCGAGGACCUUGCCGCUAACCUGUACACACAGACAGACGCACAAAGUGAAGCGCAGCAGUUGCUUAUUGUCAAGGUAGGGGGUAUAUGUCAAUUGACGUACGCGGUAGAACCGCAGCACUGUCCACUUCUCCUCGACAACCGUACAGACCUCUUUCAUUUAACGCGGUCCUCAAUUCUGGUUUUCGAGAAUUCGCCUCGCUCGCAUGUGAACGUGCCAUCUGGAGUUGCAAACAGCCUCAUCUGGACAACUAAAAUUUUGCACAAUAUCGAAGAACAUACUCGUCAUUUGAUUGAGGCCGAUCCAUCAGGCUUCAACGAAGCAAUCAGCAAGAGCGUGUAUGAUCUGCAGAUUGCGUCUGCUUGGAAUUCAUGUCUGGGAAAUGCGUCACGAUGGGUUACCAAUGAAACAAGUGCGGAAUCCCAAGGAAGCUCACAAGUGAUCCACUACAACCUACUUAGUGGAGAGCUUCUUUUGGCAAAUUGUCCUCCUGGACGUCUUCCUCGGGAGUAUACCAGCCUACCGUUAUUUCAGCGGAUUUUUGGCAACCUCCACUUCUCGAUGGAUGAGAGUGAACUUAUCAUUAAGGCGCGAGCAAAGCAUCAGAUAUUUCAGCUCAUCCCGCACGAGAGGCUAGCUGGAGACUUCCCAGAGAGUCUAGUCUCUAACUAUGUGCAUUGGCUUGAUUUGGAAAGUGAGACGCUCGAGUUUCGUCCAUUAGAGCACACAUGGACUCCGCAAUCGACAAAUUGGCGGCUUUCGCUUGGACGAACACCAGGAAAAAUAUCUACCAUGACAUCCGGCCACCAAAAAAUGGUUGAUAACAAUAGCCAGCUAUUCAAAAUGGUGGCAGGUGUUCUCGGAGUAUUAGAUGAUCCUCAUCACAUACAUGUCAUUCAGGCGCGAAAAGAUGAUGACGAAACAGUCGAGAUCCACUUGGUCAGGCUUCGACUGAAGUUCUUCAUAAACCAGAAUGGAGUUCUGGAAUCCCAGGAAUUCAAUGCAAAGGUUGACCAAAAUCAAGACAUAGGUUGCUUAUAUGGCCUGAAGAACAAGCUUGUUCUUCUAGACUGUGGGACAAGUUGCCGCUCUGUCUUGAUACCGUAUGGUGGUGUUCAGCUGUUCAAAGUCAAACGCCAAACUGUCGUGACAGUCAACCCACCUGAAGAGCCUCGCCUCAGAUGUUUCCACUACUCGUUUGAUGAGCACCUCAAAGUGCUACAGGGAUCAUACGAUAUGUUAGAGAUACUAUAUCUAGCAUAUAUGCAUGCAGUCACAAGCUAUGUUCUUCCUGACCCCGCAACGGAACGGUCAGGAACAGCAGAGGCCAUUCGCAUCUUGCGUCAGGCAUGCCUGAAAACCUCGUUUCCACUCAACUCCGAGACAGUUGAGCUCUUGAAACAUAUCGCAGCUCUUACUCCUAGGCGUCGCUACUAUCCUGAUCAUGUGAAAUCUAUGCAGACAGUCUCGUGGAAUAGUGAGCUUGGCGAACUAGCUCAACAUGACGAUUUUCGAGCACUGGCACAAGAAAUCGUGGAGAGUGGUAGUAGAUUGAGUACUCUCCAUGGACUGAGUCACACUGAGUGCGAUACAAUGGCCAAAUGCUACGAGAAGCGUGGGGAUCCUCACCUUCUCGAAAGAGCCCGUUCUCGAAACUCGGAUAUGUUCUACUCCGGACUUGGAGGGGGCUUAAUGCACCAAAUGCCUCAGUCAUCGUUUUAUCACGGUCGAGAUUGCGAGUUCCAGAGUAAGCGAAGUCAACGCGUCUACAAAAUUGCAGCCCUUGUGAGAAGCUGGCGGCCGUGUCUAUCGCAGCGCGUUGACCUUCUUGGAAGCGUCGGAAGUUGGAAAAACGUCCGGCCAGCAGGACCCUCUCUAAAGCAGGCUACUUGUACGGAACUUCUGCGACUGUCCUUUAGAGACGCAUGGGGCUCUCUGUAUGAGCUUUGCCGAUCUAGUGAUCAGGUAAAAGACUCGUACAGCCUCCUGUCUCUCUUUUGCACAAUUGCAUUUGCCGAUAAAGAAGAACAACUCAUUUAUUCACUUUUGGCUGUCGCAAUUUCCGGCCAAUUCAAGGACCUGACUAUUCCUCCCAUUGGGCAACAAUCUCUUAACAUGCAAAUGGGCGAGUGUUUUGAUGAAGAACAGAUCAAACGAGCGAUAGAACGAAACUAUAGUAAUCUCGUGCAUCCCGGUCUGGGUACAAAUUCCAAAGCACAAAAGCGAGCUGCUAAAGACCGACAAUCGAAAUAUGAUCUACAGAGAGAGACUGAUGUAAAAACUUUGUCCGACUCUGUCAAAAGCCAAUGGCCCUGCGAAAUACCUCAGUUGCCGGAAAUUGAAAGGGUCAAUCAAAGGGGAGCAUCGGAAGCAUGUUCAUUUCUGUGCACGCAAUGGUACCAAAAUCGCCAGUUUUUAAUCUUUCUUCGCUCGGUGCAAGAGAGGCUCAAUACUAUCAAAGAUGAAGCGCCCGUGGCAGACUUAGAAGUUCCUUCCACACCAUCGCGAGAUUCGCCUGUCCUGAACCGUCAGUUUGUCCCACCUGGCCUUUUAGACAUUCUGUCAGCAUCCAAUCCGGCCAACCUGCCGACAGAAAGUCCACCUCUCGUAUUCCAUCGGCACCUUAUCCCUCAAAGAUUUAAUGACGACACAAACACAGAGCUUCGUUCUUUGAUAACUGACUUUCGGAACAAUUCAAAUUUGUGUCAACGCGAGCUUGGAGAAGGGCUUGAGGAAAGCUUAGAGUCUCUGGAAAAAGCCAGCUUGCCUUGCUCUUCUCCGGCGAUGCCUGUGGAGCGAAGCGUCAUUGUCGGAUAUUUUGACUUCCAAAGGAAUCAGAGAAACGCCAUUUGGAAAGCUAUUAAAGAGACAUUGAAUUCAACUGACCGCGACUGGGAAAAGGUUGCGGCAACAGUUUUGAUGACGCACGUUACCAGUCACUCAAUACUGUCACUUCUCGCGACGGAGCGCUGGCAUUUGGUACCUGAGGCUUGGAAAAACAGCAUUGUGAUGUUUGCAAAAAGUGUCAAUUCCUUACGCCGGGCUGAUCGCCUUUUGAGUUGUUAUGAUCGGCAUGAUAUUGAUGGCUUUUACAAAGAAGCAGAGAGUGUUAGUGGGGUAGGGUGGGAGACUCUGAAAUACCCAGAUUGGCUGCUUUUUGAGAUUGAAAAUAAUCUCACCAUCCGGAAGACCCAGACAGAUGUAACCUUCAGUAUCAUCAGCCCAGAAUUCCAGUCCAAUUCGGUCAUGCAACUGAACAUGGGUGAAGGGAAAACCUCUGUCAUAACACCAUUGGCUGCUUCGGUUCUUGCGGAUGGUGGGAAUCUGCUUCGGAUUUUUGUUUUGAAGUCUCUCUUGCGGCAGAGCGUGAAUCUUCUCUCUCAACGCCUCGGUGGAAUGCUGGGCCGGCGCAUUUACCAUAUACCGUUUGCAAGAGACACCCCUCUGGACACAACUACUCUGGAUCAACUGCGCGAAACUUAUGUUGAAUGUCAGAGACAGAGGGGGAUAAUGAUAGUAUUACCGGAGCAAGUCUUGUCAUUUCGCCUUGUCGGUUUGGACUUGAUGAACAGAGAUCCAGCUCUGGCUCCUCAAGCGAUAGACUUAGAAAAAUGGCUUCAGUCCAACUGUCGGAACAUCAUCGACGAGAGCGAUGAAGUCCUUGAUCCUAAGUUUCAACUUGUGUAUACUGUUGGCAGCCAGCAGACAGUGGACGGGCACAGCGAUCGAUGGGAUAUCAUCCAGACGUUGCUUGCAUUGGUUGAUAGGCAAGCCGAAAUGAUACACUCGGAAGACCCAACUUGCUUGGAUAUUGAACGGAGUGGCGCUCGCUACCCGAUACUCCAUUUUCUGAGGCCAGAGGCAGCUGAUGAAAUAAUUGCGAAGAUUCUAGAUUUGAUAAAUGAUGAGGGGUUGCCAGGCCUGCCAAUAAAUCAGUGGGCUGGGCGAGUUCGCAGAAGUGCUUUGGAUUUUAUCCGCUUCAUUGACACUACAAACGGGUGUAGGAACAUCCUUCGCGAGACAUUCCACGAUAGCGUAUUCAUGCGCAAACUGCUUGUCUUGCGAGGUCUGCUAGCUCAUAACAUUCUGAAGUUUACGCUGGCUGGAAAGCGCUGGUUAGUCGACUAUGGGCUCCAUAAAUCCCGUUGUUUGAUGGCUGUUCCAUUUCGAGCCAAAGGUAUCCCUUCCGAGAACGCGGAGUUUGGCCAUCCUGAUGUUGCUAUCACGUUGACUUGUCUGGCCUACUAUUAUAAUGGGCUCACAGCCGAGCAAGUACGGCAUUGCUUCACGUUGCUAGGAAAGGAGAAUGAUCCGUCAGCCCAAUAUCACGAUUGGAUUUCUAACGGCCUGACUAGCCUUCCCGCAACGCUGAGGGCAAUUACUGGAGUGAAUCUUGAGGAUACACAAACUUUCUGCGGAACCCUCUACCCACAUCUGAGAUUUCAGAAGGGCAUCAUAGACUUCUAUCUCUCGCAGGUCGUGUUCCCAAAGGAGGCCAAGGAGUUUCCGCAGAAGCUCUGCACUUCUGCGUGGGACGUACCUUCGCAGAAAGACCAACCACUCACUACUGGUUUUAGUGGGACGAAUGACAACAGAUUUCUUCUACCGAAGUCGUCGCCUCAACGUGAUCUAUCUCAUCUGCUCCAUACAAAUGCCAUGGUCCUUGGCUGUCUUUUAAGGGACGAAAAUCGCGCGUGUAUCUUAGCACAGGAUCAGGGAGGCCGACAGCUUUCUACAACUCACCUCAUUGCUUUGGUCAAUUCCCAGUGUCCAAAAGUGCGUGUGAUCAUAGACGUCGGGGCGCAGAUUCUGGAGUCUAGCAACCAAUGGGUUUCCACUCACUGGCUUUCCACUGCUAAUGAUGCAGACGGGGCUAUUUUCUUCGAUGAAAAUGACGAGCCUGCAGUGGUUGAUCGUGAGGGUCGCGUGGAGAGAUUACUGUGCUCGCCUUUUCGGCAAAGGAUGCAUAGAUGUCUGAUAUUUUUGGAUCAGCAGCAUGCGCGCGGUGUUGACUUAAAACUUCCCUCCUCAUAUCGGGCCGCUGUGACCCUCGGGCCUCGUUUGACUAAAGACAGACUUGUUCAAGGUGAGUUUAUUUCGCUGAGUGUGUUUUUAAAUGGGUGGCUCAAUAUCCUGACUUUCGUAAAGCAUGUAGCAGAAUGCGUGGCCUUGGUAUUGGCCAGUCUAUUGUAUUUCUAA
Molecule: messenger RNA, 7623 nt
Organism: Penicillium nucicola
Lineage: Eukaryota; Fungi; Ascomycota; Eurotiomycetes; Eurotiales; Aspergillaceae
Exons: 2
Coding region: 1-7623 (2540 amino acids)
Source: RefSeq, a predicted model, not a curated record